AAUAUUUUCCAGGUAGGGCAAUAAACUGACGAAACUACUCGUAGACGAAGAGUUGAGAGAUUCUUCUUUUGAUAUAAACAGUGAAUAUUAACGAUAGCCGCGUUUAGUUCUCGAUUUUACCGUUACCGAAGUUCAUUCAUUAUCGCCUCGGAUACUCGCUUACGUAUAUCCGCGCGCAGUUUUUAGAUCGCAGAUCGCAGAUUGCUGACUCAUCUCGUCAUCUUGACUGCCUACCUGCGCAAUUUGCUGAGUAGGUAAGCGAGCUAGAAAAAUCACUCAAACGCGAUGAUGAAACAGAUUCUUUUGCUGAUAUGCGGAGCGAUAGUGGUUUCAGCUCAAAGAAGAUUAGCAUUACCAGAUCCACGAAGUUGCGCUAGCCGCGUUCGUCACGCUACUUACAGAGAUGCCAGAGGAGUAACGCAUUCGUACUUCUUCAGUUGGGAGCACCAACCUACUCGAUCAUUGGAAGUAGACUGGUUAGAUUCGAGGAACAUUUGUCGAAGACAUUGUAUGGACGCUGUCAGUUUGGAAACUCCGCAAGAAAAUGAAUUCGUUAAACAGAGAUUAACUCGAGGAAACGUACGUUACAUUUGGACGUCCGGACGUAAAUGCAAUUUCCAAGGUUGUGAAAGGCCGGAUUUGACUCCAGCUAAUGUGAACGGAUGGUUCUGGUCGGGAUCGGGUGCUAAAAUCGGACCCACCACUCAAAGAAAUUCUGGCGACUGGAGUCACACCGGUGGUUUUGGUCAAGCUCAACCAGACAACAGAGAAGCUCCUCAGGGUAACGACGAAUCGUGCUUGGCUAUUUUGAAUAACUUCUACCAAGACGGUGUAAAAUGGCACGACGUCGCUUGCCACCAUCUUAAGCCAUUCGUUUGCGAAGACAGCGACGAACUGUUGAACUUCGUUCGUUCCCGCAAUCCAGGAAUCCGUUUGUAAAUCGAUCACCACAUCGCAUCGCGCAGUGCAAUGCAGACCGGGUAAAGAUCACUCGAUUACGGUAUGAUCAAAAAAUCCAAUCGAGCCUCAUCCGUACAUUCGUUAAAAAAAGAUAAGAAAACAACCCCAAAAACAAAUAAGUACUAGGUAAAAAUAUGCGAAAGUACCUACAUGAAAAUCUUACCUACCACCAAAUACUUAUGUAUUUAUUGUACUUUUCGCUCAGUACUUUGUAGUGUACCUUUGUAGUUUAUAUUGUAGUUACUCACUCACAUCAGAGUUCUGCGCUUUAUAGAAAUUUCCAUGCCUAUUGCCUAUAGUACGGCAUGUAGGAUAUCAACCUACCAUCUAUUUAUACUACACUCGUUUUAAGUACAUAAUGUACAUAUUACAUAGUACUAUACUUACAAUCCUUCCUAGUAUCGAUUAUUAAGAAAAUAGCUUACUUAAUUACGUAUUUACUUAAACUACCACCUACCUAAAAGAUAUACCUAGACCUACUUACCUAAUAUGUGUAUUGUGUGUUGCGUAUAUCUACUUGUAAUUUCCUAAGUACCUAUGUGUAUUGUGUAGCUAAGGCCUACCGACCAACACUGCGAACUAUUUCCUCGAACAGUCGAGCGUUUUUCUCUGUUGUAUUUAUUUUAUUUGAAUUAAGGAAUAUUUUUAAUUAUUAGUUAAGCGUGUACUGUUGUUUACUUUCUAUUUUUUUUUUAUUUUUUAUACAUUUUUUUCAACUGUU
Planococcus citri (citrus mealybug) is the source of this 1681-nucleotide messenger RNA. RefSeq lists its product as uncharacterized. Bases 286 to 939 code for a protein of 217 amino acids. The transcript has 6 exons. Lineage: Eukaryota; Metazoa; Arthropoda; Insecta; Hemiptera; Pseudococcidae. The record is from RefSeq and is a predicted model, not a curated record.